AUGACAUGUGUUGUUGUUGCAUCUCACAGAUCAGCCGAGCGCAGGCGUAGCUCCCUGGUAGUGAGUCUGCCGGGACUCGAGGUGUUCCCUGGAGAUCUCCUGGUGUCAGACAGUGCCAUGGACUACUUGCCCUACUCAAAAGAGCGCAGGUACAGGGUGGGGUUUGUUCAUCUGAGCCCAGCAAAAAUCAGGACUGGAGCAUGUGUGCAAGCUAAAGACAAACAAAAGCAAGCAUCUGAUCUGGAAAAUUUUCUUUCAACUGUUAAGAUCAUAGACUGUGGCACAUAUGAAUUUUUCUGCUUUAAGAGUAAAUCGUGGCAGGAAUUUAUAAAUGAGCAACAGACUGAGCAGAAAGCUGUCAACAGCCGGUUAGAAGUGAAAAAAGAAGCAGCAGUGUGGGAACUUUUCACAAGUGAAUGCACUUACUUUCUGGAUCAUUUGUUGGUUCUCAAGAUGAUAUUUAUGAACACUCUAAAAUACCUCCAGAGUAAUGAAUUUCUCUUGGAUGUGGAUUUGUGGAGACUUUUUGCAAACUUAGAGGAGUUAAACAAGAUAAGUCUCAGAUUUCUGAAAACUUUUUUUGAAACUGUGAAGAACCAUGUCAGCAAGUCAGACUCUCCUAUGGAUUUCAGCUCCAUACUCAGAAUGUUUUUCCAGGGUGACCUCUGCCAGACACACCAGAUUUAUUGCCUUAAUUAUACCUCUGCUGUCUUCUACUUGGAAAAACUGAGACAGAGAGAAGAUUUUGGCAUCUACCUGAAAUGGUGUGAACAAAAUGAACAGUGCAAGAGGCUGCAUCUGCCAGAGCUGCUGGUCGCUCCUCUGCAUCGACUGACGCGCUAUCCCCUCCUCCUUAACAACAUCUGGAAGAGGAGCACUGACGAAACAGAGAAAGGUUUUAUCCAGUCACUUAAAGAGAAGGUGGAAAAGUCCAUACGGGAUCUGGAAGGUAAAGUCAAGUGGUUGGACAACUUUCAGAAGUUCAGGCAGCUGCAGGAGGUCAUAAUUUGGCCCCAGGUCUGGGAUCGUGACAAAAGGUUCUUUGUCCCAGAGUGUUUGAAGCAAAGCUUAAGAGAAAAUAGCAGUGAAAACAUUUUGUCUUCAGCAAACCGAUUUCUCCUUCAUGAAGGGAGGCUGGCACUAGCAGAAAGCACAAGACUCCUUGACGUCUACCUCUUCCUAUUCGAUGAUUUCCUACUAAUUACCAAAAUCAAACGUAACAAAAAGAAAUACGGGGGCACAGACACCAGCUUAAUCCCUGUCUGUCCUUCCCUCACUCCUGAGCUGCAAUCCUUCAUAAGAGAGGGUGGAUUUUGCACAGUCCUAGACCAGCCCAUCCCACUAGACAGACUGAUACUGAAAAACAUUGAACCCGUCCAUGUUACAGUCUUCAGUCUGCGAAAUGCUUUCCUAAUACAGCAUGAAAACAGGUAUCAGCAGUGCAUAGCAGUCUUCUUGCUACAAGCUCAGACAGAGACUGCCAAGAAAGCAUGGAUGUCACAGAUAGAAAUGGCAAUCUCGAAUUACACCACACAACAUGAAACCAAGAAAAGCACUGCUUUCUGCUUCCCAGUUGAAUCCUCUGAAAUUUAA
Molecule: messenger RNA, 1593 nt
Organism: Acanthisitta chloris (rifleman)
Lineage: Eukaryota; Metazoa; Chordata; Aves; Passeriformes; Acanthisittidae
Gene: PLEKHG7
Product: pleckstrin homology domain containing, family G (with RhoGef domain) member 7
Exons: 13
Coding region: 1-1593 (530 amino acids)
Biological process (GO): Rho protein signal transduction
Molecular function (GO): guanyl-nucleotide exchange factor activity
Source: RefSeq, a predicted model, not a curated record